Messenger RNA from Mustela erminea (ermine), 3620 nucleotides. RefSeq names its product forkhead box M1 (gene FOXM1). The transcript has 9 exons. Gene Ontology annotation, biological process: regulation of DNA-templated transcription; G2/M transition of mitotic cell cycle. Gene Ontology annotation, molecular function: DNA-binding transcription factor activity; sequence-specific DNA binding. The coding region runs from base 323 to 2632 and encodes 769 amino acids. The record is from RefSeq and is a predicted model, not a curated record. Lineage: Eukaryota; Metazoa; Chordata; Mammalia; Carnivora; Mustelidae.
CCGUCACGUGACCGCAACGCUCCGCCGGCGCCAAUUUCAAACAGCGGAACAAACUGAAAGCUCCGGUGCCCGACCCCACCCCCGGCCUCCUGGCCCGGGACCCCUCCCCUCCCGGGAUCCCCCGGGAUUCCCCACCCCUCCCGCACCGCCGGGGACCCGGCCGGCCUGGCGCGAGUCCCUGUCCGGGCCCCUGGCUCGGCCCCCAGGUUGGAGGAGCCCGGAGCCCGCCCUCAGAGCCACAGCCCAGCAGCAGCGGCGGCGGCUGCAGACGGGAGGGCCCGUGCUUGUGAUUCUCAAUGGAGAGUGAAAGCACAGAUUCAUAAUGAAAACAAGCCCCCGUCGGCCACUGAUUCUCAAAAGACGGAGGCUGCCCGUUCCUGUUCAAAAUGCCCAAGGUGAAACAUCAGGAGAGGAACCUAAGAGGCCCCCUGCCCAACAAGAGCCUGGUCAAGCACAGGCCUCCAAGGAGGCGGCAGAGUCCAACUCCUGCAAGUUUCCAGCUGGGAUCAAGAUCAUUAACCACCCCACCAUGCCCAACACCCAAGUGGUGGCCGUCCCUAACAAUGCCAAUAUCCAGAGCAUCAUCACAGCAUUGACCGCCAAAGGAAAAGAGAGUGGCAGCAGUGGGCCCAACAAGUUCAUCCUCAUCAGCUGUGGGGGAGCCCCCACUCACCCUCCAGGACCCCAGCCUCAAGCCCAAACCAGCAAUGAUCCCAAGAGGACAGAAGUGGUCACCGAGACCCUGGGACCAAAGCCUGCAGCUAGGGAUGUGAAUCUUCCUAGACCACCUGGAGCCCUUCCCGGGCAGAGAUGGGAGAGCUGUGGUAUGUGGUCUGCAAGGCAAAGGGCUGGUGGCGAGGCGGCAGGCUGCAUUCUCGACAACAGCUUGACCAACAUCCAGUGGCUUGGAAAGAUGAGUUCUGACGGGCUGGGUUCCAGCAGCAUCAAGCAAGAGAUGGAGGAAAAGGAGAAUCGUCACCUGGAACAGAAUCAGGUCGAGGAGCCCCCGGGAGCAUCCACAUCCUGGCAGGACUCUGUGUCUGAGCGGCCACCAUACUCUUACAUGGCCAUGAUACAGUUCGCCAUCAAUAGCACCGAGAGGAAGCGCAUGACCUUGAAAGACAUCUAUACUUGGAUCGAGGACCACUUCCCCUAUUUCAAACACAUCGCCAAGCCAGGCUGGAAGAACUCCAUCCGCCACAACCUUUCUCUCCAUGACAUGUUUGUUCGGGAGACGUCUGCCAAUGGCAAGGUCUCCUUCUGGACUAUCCACCCCAGUGCCAAUCGCUACUUGACGUUGGACCAGGUGUUUAAGCCACUGGACCCAGGGUCUCCACAAUCGCCUGAGCACUUGGAAUCACAGCAGCAGAAACGACCCAAUCCUGAACUCCGCCGGAACGUGACCAUCAAAACUGAACUCCCACUGGGCGCACGGCGGAAGAUGAAGCCGCUGCUCCCACGGGUCAGCUCGUACCUGGUACCCAUCCAGUUCCCAGUGAACCAGUCACUGGUGCUGCAGCCCUCGGUCAAGGUGCCACUGCCCCUAGCAGCUUCCCUCAUGAGCUCAGAGCUUGCCCGCCACAGCAAGCGAGUCCGUAUCGCCCCCAAGGUGCUGCUAGCCGAGGAAGGGGUGGCCCCUCUGCCCACCACAGGGCCUGUGCAAGAAGACAAGCUCCUGCUUGGAGAAGGGCUGUCUCCUCUGCUUCCAAUUCAGUCCAUCAAGGAGGAAGAACCCCAGCCUGGGGAAGAAAUGCUGCCCUUGGGAAGACCCAUCAAAGUAGAGAGCCCACCCUUGGAGGAGUGGCCCUCGCCAUACCCGUCUGUCAAAGAGGAAUCGUCUCACUCCUGGGAGGGCUCGUCCCACUCUCCCACUCCAAGGUCCAAGAAGUCCUACGGUGGGCUCAAGUCCCCAGCCCGGUGUGUCUCGGAAAUGCUCGUGAUUAAACGAAGGGAGGGGAGGGAGAUGAGCCGGUCUCGAAGGAAACAGCACCUUCUGCCUCCUUGUCUGGACGAGCCCGAGCUGCUCUUCGAGGGCCCUGGGGCUUCCCAGCGAGCCACAGAGCUCCCUUUGCCCGCAGAGUCCUCUGAGCCUGCCUCCCAGCUUGGCUACUCCCAGGAGGAGGGAGGACCUUUCAAGACACCCAUUAAGGAGAUGCUGCCCAUCUCCUCCACCCCAAGCAAAUCUGUCCUCCCCGUGACCCCUGAAUCCUGGAGGCUCACACCCCCAGCCAAAGUAGGGGGGCUAGACUUCAGCCCAGUACAAGCCACACAGGCUGCCUUUUGCCCCCUGCCUGAUUCCCUGGGGCUGACGGAUUUUAGCACCACCCCGCUGAAAAGUAUCCCCCUCUUUGACUCACCCCGAGAGCUCCUCAAUUCGGAGCCUUUUGACCUCACUGCUGACCCCUUCAGCACCUCUUCUCCCUCAGAUAUGGAAGUCCCCAAGCCUGACUCCCCUGGGCCAGAGGUGACCAGCCUUGUAGCCAACCGUUCUCUGACAGAAGGCCUGGUUCUGGACACAAUGAAUGACAGCCUCAGCAAGAUCCUGCUGGACAUCAGCUUUCCUGGCCUGGAGGAAGAUCCUCUGGGCCCUGACAGCGUCAACUGGGCUCAGUUCAUUCCUGAGCUGCGGUAGAGGUCUGGCCUUACCCUUGCUGCCCAAGCUGUCCACACUUCCAGGAGCUCAUGUGGCUGGGCCAUCCAAGCCUCAUCUGGAGUGAUAAUAACAGGCAGGGACCAUCCACUCCUCUAAUUCCACUUUGCCUGGUCACACCAUGGCCACUACUGAGCCCUCUGGAGGCAGCGAGGCCCUGGUGACUGGUCACUGUGCCACCAAUGCUCCCCCAGAGAAUCCAGUUCCUCACUCCCUGCUAGGAACUGAAAGGUGGGAAGAGCAAAAACAAGGGUGAAAAAAGAUUAGGAAACCCCCCAGACUGUUUACACCUGAGCCCAGCAGUCUCCCACCUUCCCUGCUCCUUGCAGCGUGGCCCUUGUAAAUAGUAUAUAUUCUCCAAAUUAUCCUCUAAUUAUAAAUGUAAGCUUAUUUCCUUAGAUCAUUAUCUAGAGACUGCCAGAAAGUGGGUGGGAUGACAAGGGAUUUCAGUUUGCUUCUGUUCCUUGCUUUUAAUUCCUAGAGAAGGGAGGACAUGCCAUGCACGGUUUCUUCCAGGCCCAGGAGACCUGCCUCAAGGACCCUUUACUGUAGACACCCAGACAAGCAGAUCUGCUUCCUAGGGUCUCUCUUAUUGCCCAUCCCUCCCACCUUCCCAUGUUUCCAAGUCCGCUUUCCUGCAAGAAGAAAUCCUGAUAAAAAGGUCUUUUGUUGGGUCAGGAGUUGAAUUGGGGGUGGGGGAGUGGAUGCAUCUGAAGCAAAGAAUGGGUGCCCAGAUGUGCUCCCAUGAGACGUUUCUCUGAUAAUGUCCCUAAUCAUGCCAGAGAGACUAGCCAUUGCCAAGAACUUGGCCCAAGGCUUGAGAAGACUGAAAGCGCCCUGCCCUGCCUAGCUUCCUUAGCUCACACCUCGGCUUUGCUACGAGCCACCCUAGGCCCCAGCUGACCUCAUGCAUGUGAGCCAGCUCAAGAACACUACCAUGACUGUCAAUAAAAUCCAGGGUGGAAGUGUG